ACUCAACGCCACCAACUGUUGCCACGCUCUUACUAGUAAGUGCUCGAAGUGGUGAUGAAACGUGAAGAAAUACGCUGUGCUGGCGUGUGACGACGAUGUACACAACUAAAGUUUCAAUUAGUCAGUGAGCGUUCAGUCAUUUGAAGCGGAGUGGGUGCUCUUCGCGCGUUUACAACAGCUUAUUCUAACGUUAGCGUUAGCAUUAGCCGAAGCGCUACGGAAAGAGGAAGACCUGUGAGCCCCCUGACAACCGACUGAACUUACAAUCAAUGAUAAUCUGUGACUUACAUCGUAUGUGAACAGUGUGAUGAGUCUGCUCCACAGACGGCUGUCAGCAUGCGGAGCCGACACAGGGGAUCUCACCUGGGCUUGCUGUUCCUGGCCUCCCAGCUGUUCCAGGUGGGUCUGGACAACAUCCCCCCAGUCACACUGGCUGUGCUGGGACUCAACGUGUACCUUUACCUGUUUCCUGCAGCUCCACUGAUGAAGGCCUGUGUGAGUGUCCAGCAGGCAUACUGGUUUGGAGACUGGCCCCGCCUUCUGCUGUCUCCCCUGCACCAUGUGGAUGACUGGCACCUCUACUUCAACAUGGCGUCCUUCCUCUGGAAAGGAAUCAGGCUGGAGAGACGGCUGGGUGGAGCCUGGUUCGUCUACCUGCUCUCAGUCUUCUCUCUGCUCACCGGCCUCGUCUAUCUUUUGCUGGAAGCAGCGUUAACAGAGCUGACCCAGGACCAGUCCUACAGCUUGACCUGUGCUGUUGGCUUCUCUGGUGUCCUGUUUGCUCUGAAGGUGCUCAGUAACCAUUACCACCCUGGACAGGUGACCUAUGUGAUGGGUUUACCUGUGUCUAGUCGCUAUGCUAGCUGGGUGGAGCUCAUAUUGAUCCACAUAACGUCACCUGGGACAUCUUUCAUUGGUCACCUGGCUGGAAUCCUGGUGGGUCUGCUCUACACUGUCGGACCACUGAAGGCCAUCAUGAAGAAUUGUGCAGACUUUGUGACAUCGAACGGAUAUAACUCCCGACCCAAUGCCUACUACAGCUCCUCAGGCUACAGCGGCGUUCAUGGAGGACACUCAGGAUACCAUCAGUACGCACCAGGUUACACAACAGAUCCUACAGCGACGUAUACAGGGGGACUGACAGAGGAAGAGCAGUUAGAGGCGGCCAUUCGAAACAGUCUGAAUGACAGAGGACAAACCAACCAGAGGAGAGCUCCCCCUCCUUAUGGUUUCCACCUCCCCGAGGAGGAGACAGCUGAGGAAAUCAGGCUGCGGAGACUGAGGAGGUUUGACAGCUGAACUGCCAGAUGGGGAAAUGGAGGAAGAAGAAGAUGAAGAAGAGAGUCCACACUGUGCUUCCUCUGGCUGAGGAAGAGUGUCCUGAGUGAGAGGGUUGAGCCAUCCAGCACUCAUUUUACUGUGUGCCCGUCUGCACUGCCAAAGAGCUCAUGUGAGCUGUGGAAAGCUGCUCUCAUGCUGCAUAGAUACUGAACUUGUCUUCUGAUUCGCUGCUUCCAACUCAGGAAUGAAGAGGGAAGUAAAGGAGUAUUUGUAAUACUUCUCAGUCAGUCACUUUUUGCUGUUACUCCGCUUCAAGUUGUGAAACUGAUACACAAGAUCGUAUUUAAUGCCUUAAAUUUGCUUAAAACCCAAUUAUAGAUUUCUGCAUGUGAUAAGGACCAAAGGCCAAUCACGCUUCUUUUUCUGCAGGCUCUACAUGUAAUGUCACAACUGGACUUGAGAAUGAGGAUGGGUAUUCAGUCCUAGAUUUAUGAAG
Messenger RNA from Scatophagus argus, 1777 nucleotides. It is a transcript of the gene rhbdd1, whose product is annotated as rhomboid domain containing 1. The transcript has 9 exons. Gene Ontology annotation, cellular component: membrane. The coding region runs from base 337 to 1299 and encodes 320 amino acids. Gene Ontology annotation, molecular function: serine-type endopeptidase activity. The record is from RefSeq and is a predicted model, not a curated record. NCBI's taxonomy places the organism in Eukaryota, Metazoa, Chordata, Actinopteri, Scatophagidae.